Molecule: messenger RNA, 1068 nt
Organism: Coffea arabica (coffee)
Lineage: Eukaryota; Viridiplantae; Streptophyta; Magnoliopsida; Gentianales; Rubiaceae
Product: 1-aminocyclopropane-1-carboxylate oxidase homolog
Source: RefSeq, a predicted model, not a curated record
AUGGAUUCCCAGUUGAAACAUGAUCGAGCCAGGGAAAUCAAAGAAUUUCGUGAAACAAAAGCAGGGGUCAAAGGCCUAGUGGAUUCCGGGAUGGUAAGAAUCCCAAGAAUGUUCGUCCAUGACGAAAAACUACUAGCUGAAUAUCCCACCAAUAACAAUCUCCUGGUGCCUCUGAUUGAUCUGAAAGAUCUUCAAUAUGGUGAUCAUCAACGGAAAGAAAUUGUUGAUCAGAUUCGUGGAGCAUUGGAGACAUGGGGAUUUUUCCAAUUGAUCAAUCAUGGAAUACCCAUUAGUAAACUGGACAAGUUACUAGAAUGUCAGAAACGGUUCCAUGAACAGCCCGCAGAGGUGAAGAGCGAACUUUAUUCUCAUGAUCCAAAGCAAAAUGUGAGAUUCUUCACCACUUCGUCUCUAGACGGCAAUCAGCCAACCGACUGGCGUGAUACGUUGUCAUUCAGGUUUCCAGAAGAUAUAUUGGACCCUCAUGGUUUACCAACAAUUUGCAGAGAAGCUGUUGUUAGCUAUAUGGAAUGUUUAUUGAAGCUAGAGGACACUCUCUCUGGUCUAUUUUCUGAGGCUCUUGGCCUCAACAGAGACUAUCUUUCAAGAAAUGGGUGGUUGAAAGGUGGACAGUUUGCUUGUCACUAUUACCCAACUUGCCCAGAGCCACACUUAACUCUUGGCGCUAGGCAGCAUUCAGACCCGUCAUUUCUCACAAUACUCCAGCAGGACAACGUUGGUGGCCUCCAACUUCUUCAUCAGAACCAUUGGGUGGACGUGCCUCCGACCAAAGGAGCUUUGGUUGUAAAUGUUGGAGACUUCGUGCAGCUGAUUAGCAAUGACAAGUUCAAGAGCGUGAAGCACAGAGUACUAGCUAAAUCAGAUGUCCCGCGACUAUCAGCUGGCUGUUUCUUUAAUCGGAGUUCGAAACCCAUUGGACCGUUGAAGGAGCUUCUAUCCGACACAAACCCUCCAAUAUAUCGGGAAAUUCAUCUUUCUGAGUAUUAUACAGUUUACACCUCAAAAUGGACGCAUGGUACGAGGCUUAUAGAUCGUUUUAGGUUAUGA